AUGUCCUUGUUGCGUGCUUCGCACGAUUAUCAGAAUACUAUGGCUAAACCGUGUUACAAACUGAGAACGUCCCUUUUUGGGCAUACGUCUGAUGUAAGAGCUGUGGCAACAUUCGCCGAUGGAACUAUCGUAUCAACCUCCCGGGAUGAAACUGCCCGUGUAUGGAAACCGUCUGGAAGUGGCAAGGAUUACGAGCAUACCACCACACUGAAGGGACACUCUAAUUUUGUUACCUCUGUAUGCGUUAUAAAUCCAUCAGAACGUAAUCCUACAGGUUUUGUUAUAACCGGCAGCCACGACAAAACCAUACAUAUUUAUGUACCGGAUCAAACGGAACCUAUAAACGUUAUAAAAAGUCAUCAAGAUACAGUAUGUAAGCUAAGUACAGGUAAAAAGGAAGGUAUAUUCCUUUCCAGCUCUUGGGACAUGAGCGCCAAAGUAUGGAAUCUUAGCGAUUUAAGCAAACCGCAGUUGAAUCUGUUAGGUCAUACAGCAGCUGUAUGGUGCGUCAUAGAUUUAUCAAGCGGCUUGUACGUGACUGGAUCAGCAGAUAAGUUAGUCAUAAUAUGGACAAGCGAUGGUUCCGUACAACAUAAAUUAACUGGUCACACUGAUUGUGUUCGUGAUAUAUCUGCAAUAAAUAACAAUGAAUUUUUAACUUGUGCCAAUGAUGCCACUGUACGUCAUUGGAACGCAUCCCUUGGAACUUGUUUAGGAACGUACUGCGGACAUGAGAACUAUAUCUAUAGUAUCGUAGCCUUGGAAAAUGGUACAAAUAUAUUUACAUGCGGCGAAGAUCGAACGCUUAGGAUAUGGAAUAACACCGAAUUAAAUCAAACUAUUACCUUGCCAACUCAGUCUGUAUGGUGCAUCGCUUUACUUCCUGAUGGUGACGUUAUUGCUGGAAGUUCCGACUGUGUUGUCAGGAUAUUCACUUGCAAUCCAGAACAUUAUGCGGAUGCGGAAACGUUAAAAGAAUUCGAGCAGGAGGUAGCCAGCAAUAAACUCAAUGCUCAACUAGAGUUAGGUGGGAUCAAAGUCAAGGAUUUACCAGAUGCAAAAGCAUUGUUACAACCCGGUCAAAGAGAUGGUCAAACGAAAAUUGUUAAUGACGGAGAUGCGAUAAGAGCGUACAGUUGGUCACAAAAUGAACAAAGGUGGAUAAAAAUCGGAGAUGUGAUGGGCGCAAGUGGUGGCAGUGCGGCUACAUCUGGGAAACAGCUAUAUAACGGAAAGGAAUAUGAUUAUGUAUUUUCAGUUGACAUACAAGAUGGUGUUCCUCCGUUAAAAUUACCUUACAAUAACGAUCAAGAUCCAUGGCACGUUGCACAGAAAUUCCUUCUUGACAAUGGUCUUAGCCAAUUGCUGUUAGAUCAGGUUGCAAAUUUUAUAAUAAAAAAUUCUCGACCUGCACCAGUUGUGAAAGCUGAUGCUCAAUAUGCUGAUCCUUUCACAGGAGGCAGUAGAUACAUUCCUCAAGCAACGACAGACACAGUACCGCAGGAAUGUGCGAAACCAGCAACAAUAAACUCCUCUGAUACGUCAUUAACUCCUUCUUAUAUCCCUCACAUUAAAUACCUGAAAUUAGAACAGGCUAAUCUUCCUGCAAUUUUGGAAAAACUACGUGAAUUAAAUUCCAAACAAAGUGACCCUCUUAAGGUGUCGAAUGAGCAGCUGGAAUGUUUGGUAAAACUUGCAGGAAACAAAGCAUCCGAACAAUUAAGAGGCGAUGCUCUGAACACGUUAAUGGUCCUUUUAAAUUGGUCUGAUGACGUAUUGUUUCCUGUUCUCGACAUAACGAGACUGGUAGUACUGUGUAAAGAUAUUAACGAUGUCCUGUGUACAGAUGAAUUGUUGCAAAUCGUUAAGAAUCAUAUUAGAAACGAUGCACUUCCUUCUAACCAGAUGCUCGUGUUUCGUUUAUUAGCAAACAUGUUUGCUUAUGAAAAAGGUGAAAAACUGUGCAUUAAUUAUAAAGAUGAAAUAUUAAGAUCUAUACUGGAUCUACAGUCUCUUGGGAGUAAAAACAAUCAGGUUGCAAUUUCAACUUUUAUAUUAAACUUAACCGUGGCUUUGAACAAGUACAGUGAUACCGUUGGUAAAACUCAAUGUUUAAACGUAAUAUUUUCGGUUUUACCUCGUUUAAACGAAUCCGAGGCGGUGUUUAGAACUCUGGUAGCAUUAGGAACACUUUUAUGUACGACAACAGAUCAAAAAGACCGUGAUCAUUUAAUCAAAGCGGUCCGACAAUCCGAAGCUGCGUUAAAUAUACUUAAAACAAUGUCAGAAACAAAAAUCUCGACAAAUACAUCGAACAAGCUGGCGAAUUGUUCAAAACAGAUUAUCAGCUUAAUUAUUUAAACAUUGCAAGAUAUUAUAGAAAAUUAUAAAAAAGAACAAAAAAAAAAAAAAAAAAAAAAAAAAAU
This is a messenger RNA of Osmia lignaria (orchard mason bee), 2426 nucleotides long. It is a transcript of the gene Plap, whose product is annotated as phospholipase A2 activator protein. Gene Ontology annotation, biological process: proteasome-mediated ubiquitin-dependent protein catabolic process; ubiquitin recycling. The record is from RefSeq and is a predicted model, not a curated record. Gene Ontology annotation, molecular function: ubiquitin binding. Lineage: Eukaryota; Metazoa; Arthropoda; Insecta; Hymenoptera; Megachilidae. Gene Ontology annotation, cellular component: nucleus; cytoplasm.